AUGUUUACUACUGAGACUCUUCUUGGGGCUAUGCUGCUUAAACCGCCGACUUCCCCUACCAAGGACUCUGAGCAGCCACAAUUUCCCAUCCUAGAGAACAAUCCUUCUUGCUUAACAGAUACUACUCUAGGACACUCAUCUUCAAAGAGGUCGAUUCUUAAACAGUACUCUAUAUCACCUGUUGAAAGGCUUCAUAGGCAACUGUAUAGCAUUCUACAAGAACCAGAGUUUGCCAAUCUCUCUGCAGGUGAAGAGGAAGAUGUACUCAUUUAUCCUGACAGAAACCAAAUGUUUACUACUGAGACUCUUCUUGGGGCUAUGCUGCUUAAACCGCCGACUUCCCCUACCAAGGACUCUGAGCAGCCACAAUUUCCCAUCCUAGAGAACAAUCCUUCUUGCUUAACAGAUACUACUCUAGGACACUCAUCUUCAGAAGGGUAUAAAUCCUUGAAAAAGAUAUAUUCUAUCUCUGCUCCAUUUGGAGCCAAAGGUGUAUUUGUAGGCAAGAGAGCUCGUGGUCGACCCCGAAUCAAAGUAGCAAGAGUUACAUAUCUUAACAAGAAGAGAGCCUCUAAGAAACCAAAAGACCAUUUGCUAGCCAAGGAGUCCUUUUUGAAUGCAAUCCCUCCAGCUUCCCUUUCGCUCGAUGGAAACUCCAACAUGCUUGCAAUGAAGGAAAUCAAAGUUGAAACACUAGCUACUGACCUACAGAAUCAGCUCAGUAUCAAUGAUUCUGGCACGGUGGAUGGUUCUCAAUAUGCUGCAGCCUCUGAAUCUGGCUGCAAUCUGGAGGAACUGAAAAUAGCCUACAAGACAUCCCAAAUCCCAAAUGCUUAA
Ilex paraguariensis (yerba mate) is the source of this 837-nucleotide messenger RNA. The record is from the annotation of a GenBank genome assembly. NCBI's taxonomy places the organism in Eukaryota, Viridiplantae, Streptophyta, Magnoliopsida, Aquifoliales, Aquifoliaceae.